UCCCGUUCUAGAUUGCAGGUUGGUGAAUCCAAGACCGUAAAGCCAUGACGAUCUCUUACAAUGGCAGCCUCCAAAAAGCCACUUUCUUCCUAAUAGGCUUCCAAGGUCUGGAAGCUCUCCAUGGCUGGAUCUCUAUUCCCUUCUGCUCCAUCUACUUGACAGUUAUUGUAGGAAACCUUACCAUCCUCCACCUCAUCCAUACCGAUGUCACCCUCCAUGAACCCAUGUACUAUUUCUUGGCCAUGCUGGCCCUGACAGACUUGGGCCUUUGCCUAUCUACACUGCCCACUGUGUUGGGCAUCUUCUGGUUUGAUGUCAGAGAGAUUACCAUCCCCGCCUGCUUCACUCAGCUCUUCUUCAUCCAUACCUUGUCACUGGUAGAGUCUUCAGUUCUAUUGUCCAUGCCCAUUGACCGCUAUGUGGCCAUUUGCAAUCCAUUGCGUUACUCCAUGGUCUUUACACCUGCACGUAUCAUCAAGAUGGGGCUGAGCUCAAUUCUUAGAAGUGCCCUGCUCAUCCUGCCCCUGCCAUUCCUCCUUAAACGCUUCCAGUACUGCCGCUCCCAUGUGCUGGCCCGUGCUUAUUGUCUGCACCUAGAGAUCAUGAAGUUGGCCUGCUCUAGCAUCAUUGUCAAUCACAUAUAUGGGCUCUUUGUUGUGGCCUGCACUGUUGGUGUGGAUUCACUGCUCAUCUUCUUCUCCUAUGCCCUCAUCCUCCGCACUGUGCUAAGCAUUGCCUCCCGCCAGGAGCGACUUCAGGCCCUCAACACCUGCGUCUCUCAUAUCUGUGCUGUGCUACUCUUCUACAUCCCCAUGAUUGGCUUGUCUCUCGUGCACCGCUUUGGUGAACAUCUGCCCCGUAUUGUACACCUCCUCAUGUCUUACGUGUAUCUGCUGGUCCCACCUCUCAUGAACCCCAUUGUCUACAGUAUGAAGACCAAGCAAAUCCGUAUCCGCAUUGCUAAGAAGCUUGAGAUUGUAAAAUCCCUUAAGUGUUUUCGAUAG
Panthera uncia (snow leopard) is the source of this 1004-nucleotide messenger RNA. RefSeq names its product olfactory receptor 51G1. The coding region runs from base 45 to 1004 and encodes 319 amino acids. Gene Ontology annotation, molecular function: G protein-coupled receptor activity; olfactory receptor activity. The record is from RefSeq and is a predicted model, not a curated record. Gene Ontology annotation, biological process: G protein-coupled receptor signaling pathway. The transcript has a single exon. Lineage: Eukaryota; Metazoa; Chordata; Mammalia; Carnivora; Felidae. Gene Ontology annotation, cellular component: membrane.